Molecule: messenger RNA, 509 nt
Organism: Didymodactylos carnosus
Lineage: Eukaryota; Metazoa; Rotifera; Eurotatoria; Philodinida; Philodinidae
Source: the annotation of a GenBank genome assembly
GCAGCUAAAAAAGCAAACGCACAUUAUUUCAUAAUGAAAUUGCCCGAUGUAAUAGCAGUUAGGAUACCGAAAUUUCCAUAAAUUAACUAUCAAAAUUUUAGAAAUAUCAAACAUUUGUUGGAGAAAACGGAUUACAAUUAAGCGGAGGAGAAAAACAACGAAUUUGUAUCGCGCGAGCAUUAAUUAAAAAUCCCAAAAUUUUAUUGCUCGAUGAACCUACAUCAGCACUAGAUAAUGAAUCAGAAAAAAUUGUUCAAAAAGCGCUGGAUGAAGCAUGUAAAGAUCGUACAACGAUUGUUAUCGCACAUCGUUUAUCAACCAUUCGUCAUGCUAAUAAAAUCUGUGUGCUCGAACAUGGUCGACUCAUUGAAGAGGGUACACAUGAAACAUUGAUGCUGAAUGAACAAGGAAAAUAUUAUGCGAUGGUUCAAAUGCAACAAUCACUACCUGAAACAAUGGACGAAAAAGAAGAAGACUCUGAUGAAUCAGACCAAUACGUAAAAGGUUAG